UGUCGUACAAGCAUUCGUUUUCAUCCGCGGUGAAUGCCAUAUAUUUGAUUCUUUUUUCUUUUUUUUUUCUUCUCCCCGUUAAAAUUUCGUUUCUCAAUUUUUCGAUCGCUCCGCACGACACGCAGCGCAUCGCGUCACCUCUUUCCCUGCACCGUUUUCUAAACGAUUGAUUAAAAAAAAAAAAAAAAGAAGAAAAAACAGACAAGUAAAUAAACACGUGAAACGACUCGAUUGUUUGUAACAAAAUUAAACGACAAGAGAAAAACAAAAAAAACGGAAAAUUACAUUCGAACAAAUCGGUUAAAAUGUCGAAACAUUUUUUCAGCUAACUUCGCGAGUUUCAUUAGAUUGUUUAACGUUUUUACCGUAUGAAACAACACCGCGGAGAGUUUUGAGGAGGGCGAACGAUCGCCCCGAUCCAGUUUAUUGCCUUGCUGUUUUCAAAAAAUUUCAGGCGUUCAUUUAAAACGCGCGCCGAUAGUACGCGGUUCGUAUUUCACAAGUUGGUUUCGUAUUCUCAAAUCUCCGUGGAGGUGUGUUAGGGCUGUGUAAGUGAAUUUCAAGAGUUUUACCCAGUGACUUCGUAUCGUCGUACAUUUACUGUAUGGAAUAAAAAAAACAAAAAAAAAGAAGGAAUUUGGAGAAGUGAUUACUGCAGUGAACAAAGUGUUUUAAUUUUAUAAUCAGUAUAUAAAUAUAAAUUAUUUGUGGAAGGAUUUUAACGAACGGAGAUAUACAUUUUGAUCUACAUGAAGUAACAAACGAACGAAUAAAUAGAUAGAUAAUCGAAUAAUAAUAAUAAUAAUAAUAACAACAUAUCGACUGGUUUCAAGUGUCGUUAAUAUAAAUGUUAUUGAAAUGUUGUGCUCCCUUUGCAUCGUCGAGGUGUAUGAAAAAUGAAAAACGGAGUUACCGCAACUAACACUUCUACUACUGCAGCGAAACCCAGCAGUGUGACAUCUCGAAAGCACUAGCCAUAAAUGACUGACUUGGCACACCCAUACCGGGAUAUUUCUGUACACCAUGCUUUGCGCAUUCGUUUUACUAUGCAUGGUCAGCCAAACUCUCGCGCAAGGCCACAAGAUACACGAACACAUGACAACAGAAGAGAUACUGUCAGUCUUUCACACCGAGGAUCACAAAUUGGUGCCCGCGUACGAGGUGGUGCCGAUUUUGCAUACGUUGAAAAAGAGGAGUUUACAAGAGUCAGAAACGGAAGUUCAUUUGCGAGCUUUUGGACAAAAUUAUAAUCUAUCGUUAAAACCGACCGACGGACUUUUCCCUUCGAAAGAUCUACCGAUGUGGACGGUAACGAGAAACAGUUCGCAUCCCGACGAUCUUCAUUACGUCGACGCACCCGAGUCCAGCACGGAUAUCGGUGACAUUUACCAAGACAGAGAAAAUAUGGCGUCGAUUCUCCUUCACAAAGAUGAAAAUGGAAAAGUCCUCGUGGAGGGAAAUAUAGGGUCGGAAUUAGUUAUACGACCGUUACCUAAGCGCAUAAUGAAUGAAGCUGCGAACAGAUCAAAAAUUUUCUCACAAGACGCUAACUCACUGCCAGAUGUUGGACGUACGAAAAGAAAUUUGAAACACACGCAUCAUCAUGUUGUAUACAAAAGAUCUCAGCCAUUGCCGGAUGACGAUUACAGCGAUUUUGCAUUUAUGGAGCCAGAUCAUCUAGCAAAGAGAUUCAGAUCGAAAAGAUCGGUUGGCGUUAGGACGAAGCGUGAAGCACCCUACGUUAUUUUUCCAGAAAUUUUGUGCAUCGUAGAUUACGACGGAUACAGGUUACACGGUGGUGAUAACGUUCAGAUAAAAAGAUACUUCGUCUCAUUUUGGAACGGAGUUGAUCUGAGAUACAAAUUACUCAAAGGUCCAAAGAUCCGGAUAAGCAUUGCCGGUAUUAUUAUUUCACGGGGUCGAGACGCCACACCUUACUUGGAGCGGAAUCGCGUCGGUCGAGAUGCCAUAGAUUCGGCAGCUGCUUUAACAGAUAUGGGGAAAUACCUUUUCCGGGAACGGCGACUUCCGGUCUACGACAUUGCCGUCGCAGUAACAAAAUUAGAUAUGUGCAGGAGGCAAUACGCGAAUGACGUGUGCAAUAGAGGAACAGCAGGUUUCGCCUACGUCGGUGGCGCAUGUGUCGUUAACAAACGUCUUGAAAAAGUUAAUUCCGUCGCCAUUAUAGAAGACACGGGCGGUUUUAGCGGAAUUAUUGUAGCGGCUCACGAAGUCGGACACUUACUCGGCGCGGUGCACGAUGGUUCUCCACCCCCGAGCUACCUCGGUGGACCCGGUGCGGACAAAUGUCGAUGGGAAGAUGGUUACAUAAUGAGCGAUCUUCGGCACACGGAAAAGGGCUUCAAAUGGUCGCACUGUAGCGUGUCUUCGUUUCAUCAUUUUUUGAAUGGAGACACGGCUACAUGCCUCUUCAACGCACCCCACGAAGAUGAAGCACUACCGAGAGUUUUACCGGGAAAACUUUUGUCGCUCGACGCACAAUGUCGAAAAGAUCGCGGAACGAGUGCAUGCUUUAAAGAUGAUCGGGUUUGCGCUCAACUUUUUUGCUUCGAUGCCGGUUCGGGUUAUUGCGUAGCGUACCGACCAGCGGCGGAAGGUUCUCCUUGCGGCGAUGGGCAGUAUUGCCUGAACGGAAGAUGCGUAGCUGAACACGAAAAUAUAAUUCCGGAUUAUACGCAAAAUGUACCAACGUAUGUUCGUCGAGAGAAUAUCUACAACCCGGGUCAACAAAAUCAUCCAUUAUACUCGCAAUAUAACACUACAGAGAACAGGUACACAUGGGAGUCAACGACAAGCAGCAGUUUACCAACAAAAUAUAAUUUGCUCCGAUUUCCGAAUACAUUGAAAUUGACGACUACCGAUAACAGAUUCAAGUAUUCUUAUUCGUUUACAACCGGAUCGACUACGAUAGCUACGACGAAGUUGAUUCCGACAACAACAACAACAACAACAACAACAACAACCCCGACAACGACAACAACACAUGCUACACCGAUACUGACGUACACGCAAAAAAUCGCGGAUAAUUUUGUCCCCGAUAGCGAGACACCUAAAAAAGCUUACACCUAUUCAAGUUACUUGUUUCAUUAUUUUCCGACGACGAGUUCCCCGUUUGAAAAUUACAAUAGUCAAAACGAUAUUAGUUAUCCUAAACUAACACAAUACAAGUAUAAAAAUUACAUUCCAUCGACAACACUUGGAACCAUCGGAGCCCAAAAUGGCCAGCAAAUUUAUGGUCGUGAAACAAAAGGCGAUGAAUGCAUAGACUCGGGAACAGACUGCGCCGAGUUAAUCAGCAGGCUGCGGACGUGGUUGUGCCAUUUGCAAUCUGUGAAGGAACGUUGCUGUGCAUCCCUCAAAGUACUUUGCAGCACCUAACAGCAGAGUCUCUGUUCACCAGCAUCCAAUUUUUUAUUAUAUCGAACAAACAUAUAGAAUCCAUUUAUCUUUCACUCGCAUAUUUUGAACAAAAAAAAACAAAAACAACAAAAAUAAUAAAAACACAAGAGGCCACAAUUAAGGUAUCACUUCUCCUAGAUUUGUGAUAGUAGUUAUUUCGUUUGUACCCCCAUGUAUGUUCUUUUUUUGAGGAUUCGUCAAAUCACAAUUUUAACGAAAUAUAAUUUUAUUUAUAGACAGUAAUUCAUGUUAAUACAAUCGAAAUGUCUAUUAGACGAUGCCUCGUAUGAUAGCGGGUGUUAAAAGUAACCCGACAAGAAAAAUCAAUUUGAUCGGACUUGUUUGCUGAAAUAGCUAAGCCAUGGAAACAAAACUGAUCAAUACUUGAAGAUUGUGGCCACUCCAUUGUAUCGGAGAUAAAUUCACUCAUCAGUACUAUGGGACGGCGUGACAACGCAAGGUAUUAGUAAUUUUAAGCGAAAGAAUCGUCACAUUUAAAAGCUGAUACGAUAUUAAUUUUGGAUAUAUAUGUAAUAAGACUAGCAAGGGAUAUUCAUUACGUGAGAACUUAGAACUUUAAAAAAAAAAUAGCAUCAGUGGAAAAAAAAUAAGUAACACCCCACGAGCAUUUCGAUCAAUCACCAAACAAAGAUGAUAUCAAAGCAAAGGCAACUCUUAAUUUGUCCAAGUUAUCGAUAAAUUUGUAAAAUACUCAAAAAUACAACGAACAAAACUGUAGAAAAAUUGUCAGUAUCCCGUAGGAAUAAUUCACAUUGAUCAUACAUAAGAUUUCAUUCUAGAAUUCAGAGAUAUAUCUUCUUGAAAAAAUCCUGAUAUUAUCAAACCUAUCGCAUAGAAUUAUACAAACUAGCACCAUAGAUAUCUAGCUCUAGGAAACACAGAAAGGACCUAGAAAUUUUUUUUCAAACACUAGUUGAGUGGAAUCUAAGAUCUCAAUUUCAUUAAAAAAGGUUAUUGAUUUAUCACAGAUUACACCACAUUUUGUAUAUUUUAAUAUGAGAUGGAACUUUGACAAGGAUGUACAAGAGUAAUGAGAGUAAUGGCAACAUAACGCCACCGAUGUUUUGAGAAUUUUCAAUCUGGAAAGUUACAAACUGAGAAAUUUUCUAAACUCUGAAUCGUGCUAAGUGAAGUGCAGAAUCACAGCAACCGAGCGAAUGUAGAGUGUUAAAAGACAGAGAAUGAAAAAUGAUGAUAGAAACAUCUAUUGUAAAGAAAUAUCAAUUUCAUUAGCAUUGUACUAUAAUUAAAUACAGUAAGUAUAGAUAAUAAUGUAAAGAAAAUAAAUAAACCAGCAUAAUAUCUUA
Molecule: messenger RNA, 4748 nt
Organism: Athalia rosae (coleseed sawfly)
Lineage: Eukaryota; Metazoa; Arthropoda; Insecta; Hymenoptera; Athaliidae
Gene: sona
Product: venom metalloproteinase 3
Exons: 18
Coding region: 1024-3399 (791 amino acids)
Biological process (GO): proteolysis
Molecular function (GO): metalloendopeptidase activity
Source: RefSeq, a predicted model, not a curated record